UUUGCCGCUAGUCAAACGAUCGCGAACCAUCGACGAGAAAGCAACGUUGAGAAGCGCGCUCGAGUGACGAUCGACCCGCGAGAUCAAGUUUUGUUUUAAGUUAACCAGACACUAGGAUUGUGUUGAGAUUCUGCUUUGUGUUGGGAGGGCAACUUCUUUCCAGAAAGGUGCACCACAGAAAGACUAUACUACUGGGGAUUGUCGUAUUGCCGGACGUCAUGCUGGAAGGAAGGAAGAUUCUGGUGGUAUGGCUAGGCGCGGCCGUGGGGCUGAUCUGUUUGGCCCAGUUUGCCUACUCGUGCAACGAGAUGGUCUGCGCCAGUAUAGUGUCCAAGUGUAUGCUGACGCAGAGCUGCAAGUGCGACAUGAAGAACUGCUCCUGCUGUAAGGAGUGCUCCGAGUGCUUGAGCUAUCUGUAUACCGAGUGCUGCAGCUGUUUGGAGAUGUGCCCGAAGCCGAACGAAACUACGAACGAGCUGAGCAAGCAGUCCCAUGUGGAAGAGCUGGAGGGCUUCCCGAAUCUGUUCAACGUGCUGACCUCGGAGGAGGAUCCGGAGGAGCGCUGGAGGAUCUUCACGUUUCCGAUCGAUCUGGACGCGGCGAUGUACGGGUCGAAUGCCGAGACCGGGAUGAAGUACUUGAUGCAUUCUAGCGACAACGACCUGAAGCCGCGUCUGGACACUCCGUCCAAAAUGACAGUCAACUGCACCGUUGCCUACAUGGCCCAAUGCAUGUCCUGGAACAAGUGCAAGGAGAGCUGCAUCACCAUGGGAGCUACCAGCUAUCGAUGGUUCCACGACGGUUGUUGCGAGUGUGUUGGACAAACCUGCAUCAACUACGGUAUCAACGAUUCCCGCUGUCGGGAGUGUCCGGAGAAUAAGGACCUGGACCUGGACGACAUACCCAACGAGGACGAGCUGGACUAUGGAGAUGGAGUUGGUCCGCUGGACAACGGAGGCGUCGAAUCGACCAAUAUCUGAACGGAGGCGUGGUGGGCGUUGGUGGUGUUUGUAACGGCAGCGAUGGCAGCGACGGUACCUGUUGGAAUCUAGGAGGAGUCUACAGGAGGGGACAAGAAUAGCAGCGAUGGAGCGUCAGGUGUAAUGUGCCUUAUUAGAAGCGGUGGUUCGUGUAUUUGGGGGGAAAACGAACGAAACGCUUAGAAUUUUAGUGAAACUCUGUGUAUUAGACGGAAAACGAAGUAUUUGAUGGAUGUACUUGAAGAAUGAAGAAGCGUAUUUCAGAGAAAGGACUGUGUACUUCGUUCUACAUAUUUAAAUUAACCGCAAGGGGAGUCAGCUUUGUGACGGUGAAAUGAAGUAUUGCAACUAAUACUUAAGUAUUUUUAUUUUUGUAAAAUAAAUCUAUACUCGUAUAUUGGUUUUAAA
Aedes aegypti (yellow fever mosquito) is the source of this 1388-nucleotide messenger RNA. It is a transcript of the gene cv, whose product is annotated as protein twisted gastrulation. Bases 219 to 980 code for a protein of 253 amino acids. The record is from RefSeq and is a predicted model, not a curated record. The transcript has 4 exons. NCBI's taxonomy places the organism in Eukaryota, Metazoa, Arthropoda, Insecta, Diptera, Culicidae. Gene Ontology annotation, biological process: regulation of BMP signaling pathway.